This is a messenger RNA of Penicillium longicatenatum, 684 nucleotides long. Its product is annotated as sulfotransferase family protein. The coding region runs from base 1 to 684 and encodes 227 amino acids. The record is from RefSeq and is a predicted model, not a curated record. The transcript has 3 exons. NCBI's taxonomy places the organism in Eukaryota, Fungi, Ascomycota, Eurotiomycetes, Eurotiales, Aspergillaceae.
AUGGAGAUCCUCGUCCUGGGCCUACCCAGAACGGGUACCCAGAGUCUCGCAAGCGCUCUUGAACUAAUUGGCUACGGAAAGGUCUAUCACAUGAAGGAGAACUUUUUAAGAGGUGACCAUAAUUUCUGGUCCAGAGCCAUGGAUGCCAGAUUUGCAGGGCAAGGCAACCGCGUGGACCGAGAGGACUUCGCUAAGCUUUUCGGAAGCGAGUACAUGGCAGUGAGCGAUUACCCCGCCGCUAGGUUCUCCGACGAGCUAAUAGCCUCGUAUCCUUCGGCCAAAGUGGUCCUACUAACCCGCGACCAAGAUGGAUGGAUAAAGUCAAUGGAAAACACGCUUUUGCAUGCGUGGAAAGCGGAAAAGAAAGCUGGGACUGAAACAGAAGAUAAUACCCAGUCAACCCGGUUCGCACGUAAUGAAAUGGUUCGCAAGAUCCAGACCUAUGUUUGGAAGGAUGACUUUGGAGCCAAUGCGCGCCAGCUGUUUGUUGAGCACAAUGAGCAUGUGCGUCAACUUAUGAAAUCCCGACCAGAAGACUUUCUUGAAGUUAAUAUCGCAGAGGGGUGGCAGCCGCUUUGUCGUUUUCGGGGGAAAGAGAUUCCUAAUGAGGGAUUUCCACGGAAAGAUGAUUGGACAAGGUACAAGAAGAACGUUCAGAGGGGAUUGAAUGAGACGAUGAUCUAG